AUGGUGUCGGCUCGCGGAAUCUCUCUCCUCCUCCUUGAGUCCAGAAGCAGCCACACACUAUCUUCAUCUCCCCAGCAUUCGCAGCUCGGAACUGGCCCUUUAAGAAAACAUUCCGUGUUCGGCGCUCCCGCCCGGGGCCCGCACCCCGGACACUUUAAAAGGACCCAGGUGGCCCCGGAGCUUUGCGUUCCCCGUCGCCCCGGCCCGCUUUUCUCCUGCACUCUCCCCUCGGCCCCCGUCCCCGCCCCGCGAUCGCUGGAGGGGGCGUCGGGGCUUGAGCGCCAGAACCCGGCUCCUCCGAAGCCCCCUCCGGGCCCCACCGCCCCCCUCGGGCCUCCCGGCCCCCGCCUCCUCCCCUUCGCCCCCACCCAACGGCUGCUGCUUCGGGCUUCGCGGCUCAAAAACAACAGCGGAGGCGCCGCCAGCUCCGCGCUCCGCCACUGCCCAGGCCGGCGGGCGGCACUCGGACCCGCCGCCCUCGGUCCCUCGCGAGGCCGCGGAGGCCAACACGCCUCGCACGGGGGGACAGCGCAGGGGCAGCGGUCCAAACACCAGGCGUCCUCGGCUGGUCGUCCCAGGGCGCCCGCACCUCUCCGCCCGCGCUCUCCUGCCGCCGCGCCCCCAAGCCCCCAAACUCCGAGGCGCUGCGGCGGAGGGGCCGGGCUGAGCUCAGGCAGGGUGGCCCCGGCCCAGGAGCCUGACGGCCUGAGUGCGGAUUUCUCAUCUGAGUAUCUGGGAAUCGAGAAUGAAUUGGAAGGAAACCGAGGCGCUGCCCUGGCCGGGUUGCUGCCCCGCACCCUUCUGGAGCACCGAAGUCCUGCCCGGCAACAGGACUUGGAGCUGCCGCAGAGUCAUCCUGAGCCCGAGGCAGGGGUCGCGCCCGCGAUGCGGGGUCUCUCCGCCGCCCCGCGACGCUCCUGGCCGUGCCCUCCCUGCCCUUUGUUGUGUAAUGAGACCUGUGGCGGCUCCACUGAGACCCACACGUGCAAUUCCGCGCCUCCGCGUUAAAGGAGGUGAAACGCAGCAGCCCUGAGAAACCCCAAGACCCCGGUGUCCUAGCAGAGGCGCCCCGGAUGGGGAGGGGCGCGGGGGCCGGCGCUACCCCAGAGGAAAAGCCCAGCGGAGCCGGGUUGGGCAGGAGCCGGCGGCGGCGGUGCGCUGGGCCUUCUGCCUUGGAUCCUCCGCAGUCGGCACCGCUUCCCUGCUCGGAUUCGAACCCAGAUGCGGCUCCCAAGGCUCCCACGGCUCCAGGGUGCCCAGUCUUGCAGCCAGCUCGCCGCCUGAGCCCCGGAUGGAGGAAGCGCUCACUGGGGGCUACCUCUGCUGUUUCUGGCACCAGGUGAGUGUCGCCUAGAGAAGGGCCAUGAGCAAUGGCACAGCCCCAUUCCCUGCCGUCCUUCUGAGGGUCUAUCGACCCCUUUACCCACCCUCCCCACACCCCGACCAUCUUUCUACAGGGGUUGGGGCAGAGAACAGCUCAGUUUACAGGCCCGGCUCUGGAGAUCUUGAUCUGCCUAGCCAACUAGGGCACCGCUGCAGCUCUGCACGGCCAAGGCCGGUUCUGAACCUGCUCACCCCAGUGGGUGGGAGGUGCUGGAGCCCAGGAACACGGGCGCUGUCCUGCCUAAACCCCGCCAAGGGCAGGCUCCCGAGGUGGGCCCAACCUGGCUGGAGCUGCUGGCUAGAAAGGACUCAAGGUCACUCCCAUGUCUCUGCACCCAGGGCCCCCUUGCUCCUGCCUGAAGCCUCCGCAGGUUUGGGAGGAGGCCUGGGGAAGUUACUAUGCCUGCGAAGCACUCCCACCUGUAGAGAGGGUCCCUUCCCCACCCUUUGCUCCUGGCCUGGAGGCAGCCAACAGAUGCCAAGGUUGUGUAGUCCUGGCCUUCUUCUACGGGUGCCCCAACUCUCUCAGGCCCUCUCCCUACCUCCUCCUCCAGCUCAGGAGGUGGUUCUCAGAACCCUGGCCAGGCUAGGACAGGACAGCCAUCCCUGGCCUGUUGCCAGCCCCUAGGGAAGAAGGGCAGGAGGUAUGGGAGCAAGCUGGUCUGUGCCAUCUGGUCCCUGCCCUCCGCCAGGCUGUUGGGUAGGGAUGGGGUCACAGAUCUGCCUGGGGAGGGGUAGCUGCCAGUCAAGCCUCGCCAGGGAGACACCCGGGCUGCCUACCUGCAAGGCACUGGCGCAGCCCUGGCUCCAGUGGGGCAGUGUCUCCCCAGCCUGCUGGAGGAGCCCAGGCAGGCUGUCCCCAAGGCCAUGGCCCUGGCCGAGUUUGCAUCCUGGCCUGGCCAGGCCCUGCCCCCGCGUGGCCAGACGUAGAAGCGGAGAGCAGGUCAGGCAUUGAGGAGUCCCUUGGGGAAAAAGGGUGACGCAGGGAAGAUCAGAUGCAGGUCCUGCCUGGGGCCCAGUUCUGUGUCCCUGCCUGGCAAGGGCUUUGGGGGGCUUGGAGAACAGGUAGGGCAAGUGUAGGCCCAGUGGGGAAAAGGUUGAUACUGAAAGGUCUAAGGGCAAUUUUCAAACCAAGUCUAGCUCUGCAGAGCCUUGGGGCUGAUGCCAGGCCCUGGGGCCCCUGCGCUGGGAUUGUGAGUGCUGUGAGCUCAUUCCCACUGACCUCCUCGGGUUGUCCACGGACAGUGAGUGCGGGUUGGCCACAUUGAGGCUCCUACACUGGACAACUACACGCUGCUGUCAAGUUCCAAAACCAGUUUCAUAGCUGGGGUCUUGGAGGCUAGAGAGGGGCUUUAACCACCAACUUCUGCUGGGGUCUGGGCAGAGAGGGAGUCCAUGAGCCCUGCAGACUCCCAGUGUUUCUAACGGCUGGAGACCCAUGACCAGGUUAAUUCCUUAGGGAAAAGGCCGGGUUUGAGAGCCAGACAUGCUGGUCCUGCAGUGCUGGAGGAAGCAUCUUAUUAGUGAGUAGGAGGCCCCCAAGCCCCAGGGGUUCCCCAGAAGCCCAUUGAGUAGCAGAACUACCAUGCCGGCCUGCCCUCCACUCCCGGAAUCUACAAAUGCAUUCUAGGGUUAGAGAGCCCCUUCGCUUGGCCAGGCCUUGUGCCCCAUGCCAACCGGCAGGAUCAGAGCUGCCCCAGCUGCCCCCACCCCCAGCCCCUCAGGCCCCAGGGAGCCCUGCUUCGGGCUGUGUGUGCAGGAGAGGAGGUAGGCAUGGCAUCUGGCAAGAUGGACUGACCUCACCAGGUUCUUAUCCCUUUCUCUCCCGCUCCUCUGUGCUUUUUGAACUUAGCCAUGGGUUUUCAGAUACUUGGCCUCAGGCUCUAUUGAAUUCCAGGUCAAGGUUUUACUCACUCCUCACCCCCACCUUGCUCCUCCGGGUAGCAAAGAAGCACACAGCCUCUGGUUUACCAACUGGCUUUCCUGGGAGAUUGAAAAUGCCCCAGGUGGGAUCCAGACCGCCAGCGCUCACCCCACCCCCAAUACGUGGGCCACUGAGUCAGGCCAGGAUGAGGCUCUUGCUCCCUGGGCAUGUUCUCCCGCCCCAUACUUGGUGAGAAUGUCUCCCAGACUUGAGCAGCAGGAGACAGGAGACCACAGGCCCUUGGGGAUGGCUGACUUGGCUCCCACUAGACAGAGGGGAACAUGGAGGAGGGCUGCUUGGACCCUAUACCUCACAGGGGACUCGAUGGGGGCUGAAUGCUGGAAGGAGCCUGCGUUUGGUCUAGAAUGGUGGGGGUGGGUGGGAGACACAAAUCAUGGAAAAGGCCAUUUCUUCCCUAUUCAGACCUCUGAAAUGACCCGAGGUGGGUGCUUCCUCCAGCAUCAUGCCUCAGCCGCACACUGGGGCUACAGGAAUCCCCCCAGACCCUGGGGUCAAUAUUUCAGGGCCCCUUUGAACCUUCUUCUCACCCGAGGCCUGGGAAACCUUCCUGUGCCCCAGAAUACUUGGAGAGGACAGGACACAGGUCCCAGUUGUGACCCAGUGGCGGCAAGGUUCCAUUCCCUGCACUGCUCAAAGAUGGGGGCCUCCCAAAGCCGAUACCCUAUUCCUGGUCCCAGAGUGGGUAGCUGGGAGGAGUGGACUUCCCAGGAAUGUGAGCCAUGUCGCCGAUUUCGAACAAACCCCAGAUGUGUGGAAACUGACUUAUUUUCAUUGCAAGAGGAUCCUUGUCCCUUACAGGUGGGCAGCUUCCGGGGACCGGCUUGCACGAUGCUGUGGCCACCCCAGUGGAGACCCUCUGCCCGGCUUUGUGUCCUGGCGUCCCCACCAGGGUGUCCAGCUCUCCUGCGCAGAUGUCGGGAGUGUCUGGAUGCCCCAUGGGCACUUCAAGGGCCCAAUCCGGAGUAUUUUGUUUUGUUUUGUUUUGUUUUGUUUUAAGAGAUUGAGACUGUGAACCUGAAUUCCCUUGAUCUCCUCCCGUUGGGCCCAGGAGGGAGCCGAAUCUAGGCCCAACCGGGCUCACUGAGAAGGUGCAGGAAGCCCCCAACGACUCCUACUCGUGUGCGGCCCAUACUGGGCCGGAACGCUGCAGUGGCCGAGCCGCUGGGUGUCUGCAACGGGGAGCGCCCCCGCCGCUGGGGGCAAUAAACGGAAUCGGUUUCGCACGCUU
Messenger RNA from Pongo pygmaeus (Bornean orangutan), 4556 nucleotides. Its product is annotated as collagen alpha-1(III) chain-like. The record is from RefSeq and is a predicted model, not a curated record. The coding region runs from base 1 to 1008 and encodes 335 amino acids. The transcript is spliced from 4 exons. NCBI's taxonomy places the organism in Eukaryota, Metazoa, Chordata, Mammalia, Primates, Hominidae.